Suillus bovinus is the source of this 1395-nucleotide messenger RNA. RefSeq lists its product as uncharacterized. Gene Ontology annotation, molecular function: protein binding. The coding region runs from base 1 to 1395 and encodes 464 amino acids. The record is from RefSeq and is a predicted model, not a curated record. NCBI's taxonomy places the organism in Eukaryota, Fungi, Basidiomycota, Agaricomycetes, Boletales, Suillaceae. The transcript is spliced from 5 exons.
AUGCAUCGCACAUCGAGCUUGGAUAACUUGGUCAACGAUAUUCUCAUUAAAAUCUUCCAGACCUUGUCUGUGCAAGAAAUACUGACACUGAGACGGACCUCCAAACGUUAUUAUUCACUGUCUAAACUUCGCAGCGUAUGGUAUGCGGCAUUCUGCACUGAAGUAUUGGCCCGCCACCUUCCGCCCCCUGGCCCUUCGUGCUCUCUCCGUGCACUGCAUUCCGCAGACCUGGAGCAUCGCACAUUACUAGCUCUUUCCCUCCAGAAACGUUGGCCACGAUGUACGCCUGAUGUUAUUGUUUCGAGCAAAAAACGAGAGACGGUCGACCAGAUCCUGCUUAUCCCUGGUGGAACGCAAGUCUUGACCGUCCAUGGAAAUAAAGUGAUAUACUGGCUCAUCUCUGGGCAGACAGGUGCCACACGCAAGCUUCAAAGGCUUGGAGAGUGGUCGUCACCGAGUGAUGAUACUUGCAUGGUCGUGAAGGACAAGGAGGGACAGGGGAUCAUUGCCAUCGGUUGCAGAGAUCAACCAAAUAAACAUGCCGCUGUAUUUUCUCUCGCUUUGGAGCCUGCGCUCAGAAAAUUAUGCGACUACUCUGUCGUCCCUGGCAUCGUCGCAGGGAUAUCGCGACACCUCCUUUUUCUAGAUACCACUUCAGAGAAGGACGGUGGCGGUCUUGAGCUCCUAGAUUGGCAUGCUCAGACGGAAGGCACUGCCCUACUCCCACGUAUACCCGAUUUGUUUGGUCCAUUUCUAGGCUUCGUCCAUUUCUCCGAACAUAUACUUGUGGCAUGGGAGACGUGCAUCAGCGUGUUUCCGGUGCCUGAGGUUCCAGCCCAGGGACGAAUGGUAGUCGCCCAUACUAGAGUGUUCAUGUUUUCCGAGCCCAUCGGCUUACCUGUGGCCUUCACAACUUGUGUUUCUCGAGGUUGGACUGGCACAGAUGCUCCUGCGUACCGACCAUCGCAGGAAACGCCUUCGCUCACGAUCGUUGCGCGUCCAAAGGGCAAGUUGGGGAGGAUUGCUAUGUCGAUGCUUAUUCCGGUAGACAACGAUGACGGUGCAAAACAUGUGACGAGCUUCGGAUAUCAGCUUCUCCGACUAUCGCCAUUUGUUCCUGGGGUGCUUGGAGAUAUAGACAGGGGUUCAAGGGGGCAAGCAUGCAGGCAGAUAUGCAUAGGAUCGUCUGGGCGCGGGCUAUGCGUCUUUGGACGGGAAGUGCGACUGUGCGAGCCCAGUCUGUUGUAUAUCCUCCCGUGCGAGAUGCAGUUUGGACCUGUGUUCGAGACGGGGAAGGCGAUAUAUGAGAUUGAAGAUGGAGACAAUGUAGAUUUUGACGAGGGAAUGGGACGUGUAGCCGAACGUGCGACGUGCACGAUUCCUCGUGAUGUAUGA